CCACCGUCUGUACAUGUGCACCGGACACACAACUCGCUCCUGAGCGGACACUGCAGGGGAAGGAAGGAACGAGCCCACCAUGGAAUAGGAAUACUGCCGGACAAAACGGGGGAAAAACCUCUCUCUCAUCUUUCUUCCUUUUUCCCCCUUUUUCUGACGCCCUUUUCUCUCUCUCUCUCUCUCUCUCUCUCUCUUGCGCACCUCUCCCCGCGCUCUCCCUCUCGAUGUCUCUCAACAGUUUCUAAAGGAAUUGAAGGAAAGAAAAAUGAGGAUUAUUAUUUUGUCUUGGCACUUUCUCGGGGUGUAUUCCGCCCUUUGGGGGCUGGUGACGGGGGCUUUCCCCAGCUCAGUGCAGAUAGGUGGGUUGUUCAUUAGGAAUACUGAUCAGGAGUAUACAGCGUUUCGACUUGCUAUCUUCCUUCACAACACCAGCCCUAAUGCUACAGAAGCUCCAUUUAACCUGGUCCCACAUGUCGACAACAUAGAGACCGCCAACAGCUUCGCCGUCACCAAUGCAUUCUGUUCUCAGUAUUCAAGAGGGGUCUUCGCCAUCUUUGGUCUUUACGAUAAGCGCUCGGUGAACACGCUGACGUCGUUCUGUGGGGCCCUGCACAUCAGCCUAGUUACGCCCAGCUUCCCCACCGAAGGAGAGGCCCAGUUCACCCUGCAGCUCCGGCCGUCCAUCAGAGGGGCUUUGCUGUCACUUCUGGACCAUUACGACUGGAGCCGAUUUGUCUUCCUCUAUGACACAGACAGAGGUUAUGCAAUACUGCAGGCAAUUAUGGAGAGAGCGGGGCAGAAUGGAUGGCAGGUGAGCGCUAUCUGUGUGGAGAGCUUCAAUGAGGCAGCAUACCGCCGACUGUUGGAGGACCUGGACCGACGUCAGGAGAGGAAAUAUGUUAUAGACCUGGAGCCUGAGAGACUACAGAGCAUCCUAGAACAGGCUGUCAGUGUGGGGAAACAUGUGAAAGGUUACCAUUACAUUGUGGCCAACCUGGGAUUUAAGGACAUAUCUCUGGAGAGGUUCAUGCAUGGCGGUGCCAAUGUGACUGGUUUCCAGCUGGUGGACUUCAGCAGGCCUAUUGUUAUUAAACUGAUGCAGCGCUGGAACAAACUGGAUCAGAGAGAGUACCCGGGAUCUGAAAGCCCACCGAAGUAUACCUCAUCUCUGACAUACGAUGGCGUCCUUGUGAUGGCCGAGGCCUUCCGCACCCUUCGUCGGCAGAAAAUUGAUAUCAGUCGCCGUGGCAACGCUGGUGAUUGCCUGGCUAACCCAGCUGCUCCCUGGAACCAAGGAAUAGAUAUGGAGCGUGCACUCAAACAGGUGCGCAUUCAGGGCCUGACUGGGAACAUUCAGUUUGAUCACUACGGUCGGAGGGUGAACUAUACCAUGGAUGUGUUUGAACUGAAGAGCAACGGACCACGCAAGAUUGGCUAUUGGAAUGACAUAGACAAACUUGUGUUGGUCCAAAAUGAAAAUGCUCUGUCCAAUGACAGCACGGCGAUGGAGAACCGAACCGUGGUCGUGACAACCAUCAUGGAGGGUCCCUAUGUGAUGCUGAAGAAGAACUGGGAACUCUAUGAAGGGAACGACCAGUUUGAGGGAUACUGUGUGGACUUGGCCUCAGAAAUCGCAAAACACAUCGGAAUCAAAUACAAGAUCUCCAUCGUACCGGAUGGGAAGUAUGGAGCCAGAGAUCCAGAGACCAAGAUAUGGAAUGGCAUGGUGGGAGAGCUUGUGUAUGGGAAAGCAGAAAUUGCUGUGGCCCCACUGACCAUCACUCUGGUGAGAGAAGAGGUGAUCGACUUCUCGAAGCCCUUCAUGUCUUUGGGAAUCUCCAUCAUGAUCAAAAAGCCCCAGAAGUCGAAACCCGGUGUUUUCUCUUUCCUGGACCCUCUGGCGUAUGAGAUCUGGAUGUGCAUAGUGUUCGCUUACAUUGGAGUCAGUGUUGUGCUGUUUUUGGUGAGUCGCUUCAGUCCUUAUGAGUGGCACGCCGAGGAACCAGAGGAGGGAACAACAGAGCUUGGCCCCACCGACCAGCCUCCCAAUGAGUUUGGCAUCUUCAACUCCCUCUGGUUCUCACUGGGAGCCUUCAUGCAACAGGGCUGCGACAUCUCACCACGAUCUCUGUCUGGACGUAUUGUUGGAGGUGUGUGGUGGUUCUUCACCCUUAUCAUCAUCUCCUCUUACACAGCCAACCUGGCUGCCUUUCUCACAGUGGAGAGGAUGGUCUCACCCAUAGAGAGUGCAGAGGACUUGGCCAAACAGACAGAGAUAGCCUAUGGGACACUGGACUCAGGUUCUACUAAGGAGUUUUUCAGGAGGUCCAAAAUAGCCGUAUACGAGAAGAUGUGGUCGUAUAUGAAGUCUGCAGAGCCGACAGUCUUCACCAAAACCACAGCAGAGGGCGUGGCGAGGGUCCGCAAGUCCAAGGGAAAGUACGCUUUCCUCCUGGAGUCAACAAUGAACGAAUACACGGAGCAGCGGAAGCCUUGUGACACCAUGAAAGUCGGGGGGAACCUGGACUCCAAAGGAUAUGGGAUUGCUACACCGAAAGGCUCACAGUUAAGAAACGCGGUCAACCUGGCCGUGCUAAAGCUCAACGAGCAGGGCCUGUUGGACAAAUUGAAAAACAAGUGGUGGUAUGACAAAGGAGAAUGUGGCAGCGGGGGAGGGGAUUCCAAGGACAAGUCGUCCCAGGCCCUGAGCCUGUCCAAUGUGGCGGGGGUCUUCUACAUCCUCGUGGGCGGCCUGGGCCUGGCCAUGCUGGUGGCCCUGGUCGAGUUCUGCUACAAGUCACGGGCCGAAGCCAAGCGCAUGAAGGUGGACCUUAGCCCCCCCCACUGCCCCAGCCCCUCCCCCAGCACCCAGAAUCUAGCCACUUAUAGGGAGGGGUACAACGUGUACGGCUCCGAGGGGGUCAAGAUAUAGGGCUUUCUUUUUCUGAAGCAAUGCGGAAUAAGGCCCGUCUGUCCAUCACAGGAAGUGUGGGGGAGAAUGGCCGCGUCCUGACGCCAGACUGCCCCAAAGCCGUGCAUGCUGGCCACGCCUCCCUCCGACACCACGGCCUUGCAGUGGUCUCCUCCGGACUGCCCUGAAAACCAAAAACACCUGCCGUGCCUUAACGACACACAGACAUAGAGACUUGGACAAGGAUACUCAUACACACAAUCACACACUUACCAAUAUAAUGCAUAACACACACACAGACACACAAAUACAUGCAUUUAAUAACAGAUGCUCAAAGCUCACCAUUUUUACACACUUGAAAACAGAAACACAGACUGCGCGUCAUCAUCUCACUUUCCUGCUGCCAUUGACUUAUUUUACAAGAGAUAAGUGAAAUUCAACUAUGGGGUGAACAGCUGAGGAAAAAGCAAAGGACAACAAUGACCAUCACACUUGCCUGCAGCAUUCAUUCUAUUGUUUUUUGGGAGGACACAUGACAGAAAAGCCAGCACAGACUGAUGUGAAAUGAACUAUGAGCUUCAAACAUGACCACAAAACUGAUCAUGAUGAUGAUGAGACAAAUAUGAUGAUCGCAGCUGACUGUAAAAAAAGGGGGAAAAAGACUACCAAACAACUCUGUUCCUGCUCUUUCUUCGUUGGACAGUGUUGGCCAAUGAGCCGCACACCUUGACAACGCCUUACUAAGACUACAAACAUUGUUUUCAUCAUCAUCAUCAUCAUGGUCAUGGUCAACGUCCUCUUAACUUGCCUGCAAAGAGUGCCAGGUAUUAUCACGCUUAGAAGACCAGAAAACUGUAAGCUUGAACGUUUGGACUGUGCAAACCCCCUACUUUGCCAUUGACUGUUCAAACUGAAUGAAAAUGCUUUCUUACUACGCAUAUAGAAUAGUUUCUCGCCCCCCAAAACCAGCGAGAUAAUCAGCCAAUACAAAACAGAAGUAACCUCGAAACACACACAGGUGGCUAAUCUCAACCACAUAAUUCACAGGGGUUUGUAAAGAAAAAAAACAGUAGUAAUUAAUGAAGUGCUUCAUCAAUAGCAUUGUCAUGACAGUAUAAAUGCUAAAUAGCAAGUUGUCCAUUACUUUAUGCCUCGUGGCAAAAGGUGAGGUUUAAACUGUAUAUUCAGUGAUGGAAAGAAAAAAUAAAACACAUGGGCAGAUCUCAAAUGGCUACCUAACAAAGUGCUUCUCAACCUGAGUGCAGGGCCCUUAUAUGAAAUAGAUGGAACAAAUGGGAAUGAAUAUUGUCUUUAACUAUGGAAACUAAUUCUGCCUCCAUGUCUUUUUCAAUAAUUAAUCCAGGCAAUGGAAAAGGCAAAUAAAAGUUCAUGAUUCUUUGCAUGUUUCCCCUCAAUGGGGUGACUAGAGUAGUAAACCAUUUGUUUCAAGUGCUGUAAUAUGGUUGAGAAACGCUAGUCUAUGCUGUGUGCGCUUCAUUUUACUUGACCUAUAGGUAUAAUUUUCAAUUCCCUCUAAAGGGUAAUGACUCUGAUGGGCAGUUAGGUUGUCAUUUGAGAUUUUCAGUCUUUUCCACUGGCCGGGUAAAGGUACCAUAUCAGAAAGCUUGCUUUUUAAAACUGUUGUAAAUAACUGCGUAGCAAAACAGAACUCACCUGUCUUUUUUAAUCAUCUUAGAUAACAAUUCAUUGCAAUAAUGAAUAUAAAAGAAAAUGCCACUUGUAAUUAAGAUCCAAUCUUUUUAUAAAUCUACAUAUUAUAUAUAAUACAAAUAAAUAUAUAUCUAUACGUCUAUAGAGAGCUAUAGAAAACAUUGAUCACAGAUUGUCAGAGGCCAUGGCAUACAUUCUGUUACAUGGCUGUUUUUUUUGAUAACUUGACAAUAUUAUUAUGCCACAGUCUUCGUGUGUCCUGCUCAACACUGAAUGUCCAUCUGACACUCACGUGGACACACACAUAGAAUCGCACGCACACAUGCUGUUGCAUACACAGGGUCAGCUCAGAGUGAUCACCACUUUAUUUUUGCCUGUCUGUCUAUUUCACCAGUAGUUUAUCACUGUUCUUCAUGGUCUAACGAUGUUGUUGUUUUUUUUUACCACUAAACCUUUUGAUGGCGAGCUGCGAAGGCCCCCUGAAACAGCAUGUAGAUGCCAGUAUUCAGCACUGGAGCCAAUGCAAUGAGAACGCUCAUUUAGGCAGGCUGCUAGAGAGGAUGGGCCACUGCGAUCACUGUACUGUAGGGAAACAAUGCUGUCUGACUUUCGGAGAGUGUAGCAUUUGUGUUGUAUUUCAUAAUGCCUCAGUGCUUUUUGUUAUUUGUCUUCUCACCAAAUGUGAAUCAGCUUCAGAUUGAAAUUGAGUUCGAGCUGAGCAGAGUUUGUUAUUUCUGUGCUGGGGACAUUGUACUUGGCAAAAGCAAUCAAUCUUCAACACUUCUAAAAUCUAACAGUCUGCUUUGGGAAAUCCACUUAAUUCAAGCCUUGGUGAGAGGAAAAUAAACAUUGCAUUAAUAUCUGAGGCUCAAUUAGGAGAAUUUUCAUAAGGAUUUGCAUCAGUGCAGUUCGACUUUGUGUUGUAAUGCUACUCGGUAUGGUGGUGGUGCACAUGGAGAAAGUAUCCGAAUACCACAGUACUGUAUGUGGGAAUGAAAUAUUGUGUUUUCCGCCCUGCUGCUUUCUCCUUUUCUCCCUUACCUUUUUAGGGUUUUUUUCUCCCAUUUAUCCUGUGCCCUACCUCCCAUCCCUCAAAUCGUACUUUCCUCGUGUUUAGUCUCUCCCUUUCUCUCUUUCUGCUUUCAUCUCCCCUUCCUGUCCUACCGUGUGACACAACUCUCUCUACAAAGUGCAUCUCAGCAAUGAAAAAUGACUUUAUUUUCUGCCUUCACACACUGCAAAAUAAUAGUUUAGAGAACUUGAGACAUCGCUGACGUUCUGAGUUUCUCCUGGUUCUUUGUUCUGAACAUUGUUUACCUCUAAAAACAUAGCCUCUAACAUUUGACAUAAAAAAGUCCCUUAUUUGUUUAACUCACACGUAAUGUACCUCAUUGCACAUUAUUCCUGCUUCAAAUGUAACGGACAAAAGAAUACAUUGAAAAUACUAUCCUAAAACCACAAGCAUCUGGCAGAAAAGAUUAAGUUAGACUGUUUCUAAUAACCUCUACUCAGCCCGGGGAUCAGUACAGCAGCACUGGAGUUAUCACCAGACCAAGCAGACUGUACAUUAUGCUGUUGAGUUUAUUUCUUCGCCACCUCCAGCACAUAUACGAUUUCAUGCGUCGACAGCAAAGGCAGAUUGCUAAUCUGUCCACACUCUGGCUUUAACAUGUUUCUUUCUUCAUUUGUUUA
This is a messenger RNA of Eleginops maclovinus (Patagonian blennie), 6274 nucleotides long. RefSeq names its product glutamate receptor, ionotropic, AMPA 4a (gene gria4a). The transcript is spliced from 18 exons. Gene Ontology annotation, cellular component: AMPA glutamate receptor complex; plasma membrane; dendritic spine. Lineage: Eukaryota; Metazoa; Chordata; Actinopteri; Perciformes; Eleginopidae. Gene Ontology annotation, molecular function: AMPA glutamate receptor activity; transmitter-gated monoatomic ion channel activity involved in regulation of postsynaptic membrane potential. Gene Ontology annotation, biological process: synaptic transmission, glutamatergic; modulation of chemical synaptic transmission; monoatomic ion transport. Bases 266 to 2932 code for a protein of 888 amino acids. The record is from RefSeq and is a predicted model, not a curated record.